Molecule: messenger RNA, 1221 nt
Organism: Rhizophagus irregularis DAOM 181602=DAOM 197198
Lineage: Eukaryota; Fungi; Glomeromycota; Glomeromycetes; Glomerales; Glomeraceae
Source: RefSeq, a predicted model, not a curated record
UUAUCUAGGAAGUAAAGAUGCCCGGUCCAACUAUCAGUACAAGCCGUUUAGAGAAUAAUUUAAUGUAUCUAGACGAUUAUUUAGAUACACUAGAGUCUCUACCCGCAGAAUUGCAGCGCAAUUUAACAUUAAUGCGCCAACUCGACGCUAAUACACAAGAUGCAAUAGACGGUGUUGCUAUACAAGCUACUAACUUGUUGGAUAACCUACCUGAUCUUAGUCGAGAAGAAAAAGUGGAACAACUUAAAAAGCUUGGAAGUUUGUUAACUGACAGUUUAAAAAAUGGAGAAGAGAGAGUUUCCUUGGCCACUUCAACAUACGAUACUGUUGAUCGUCAUAUUAGAAGACUCGAUGAUGAUCUUCAAAAAUUUGAAGACGAACAAAUGACAGGCCCGGGUAGAAUUAGCCCAACAGCUGCUGCCAAUGUUGCUCGCGAUCAAGAGGUAACUCGCAAACAAAAUCAGAAGAAUGAAAAAGAAAAGAAAGAAAGCAAAGAAAAAAGGGCACAACAAAAUAACGAAACAUCAAAUCAUAAAAAGCGUAAGACCAACAAAGACACUGCUACUCCGCCGCCAGCGGCAUCUCGGAAUCAUGGGGAGAAAGAACGGGAAAAACCAAACAAAAGAAAGAAGGAAAAUAGUAAAAAUAGCAAAACUAAAGCAACAGUAACAACAGAGAAAACAAAUGAUGAUACACAAGCUGCUGCAGAUAUGCCUAUUGAUCCUAACGAACCUGUUUAUUGUUAUUGUCAACAAGUCAGUUGGGGCGAAAUGGUCGCUUGUGAUAAUAAUGAAUGUGAAAUCGAAUGGUUUCACUAUCCCUGUGUUAGUCUCAAAGCUCAGCCGAAAGGCAAAUGGUAUUGUCCUGAUUGUACAGAAAAACUUAAAAUACGCAGAAGAUAAUUGUCUUGAUUGCGGCUAAAAAUAAAUUGAGGACAACGAAUUCUUUGUGAAUUUAUAUUUAAUACUACUUUGUUAAUCCCUGCUAAUAAUAUCCAAAAUAAGUAUAUCGAUAUCUUAUGUCACUUAACACUUUAAAUAUUUAAAUUUUUGCUCUUGAAAAUUCAGAUUUAUCUUGUUUUGGUAUCAUUUAAAAUAAAAUAAAGGUGUUUUCUUCGAAAAAAAAUGUACAAAUGUGGAUCCAGAAUUAAUCUAGAAAGUUUCCAUAAUUGAUAUAUUUCGUCAUACUUUACCAUAGUACAUUGAUCUCCAUAAAUUCAUC